Xiphophorus couchianus (Monterrey platyfish) is the source of this 3379-nucleotide messenger RNA. RefSeq names its product collagen alpha-1(XI) chain-like. The coding region runs from base 1577 to 3304 and encodes 575 amino acids. The transcript is spliced from 8 exons. Lineage: Eukaryota; Metazoa; Chordata; Actinopteri; Cyprinodontiformes; Poeciliidae. The record is from RefSeq and is a predicted model, not a curated record.
UUAAUCUGUCACAUAUCCACUGGCCUGUUUUAAACAUUUAAAUUCAUGGUCCAGUUGGAACAUUUAAGAAGCUGUAUGUAUAAGACUUUUGUCUUUUGACAGUAGGGUGGUAAUAUCAGAUGCUAAGAAGUCUUUUUGUAGACAUUCUACUCUUUUAUCAAGACUGUUGAAAAUAACUUGAUUUAUGUAAAAUAUUUUUAUUCCACACGUUGUCACCAUGAAGCCUUUUCAUGAUUAACUGUUUUUAGAUACCUGGGAAUACAUGUUAAAGUAUAGUGAAGCCCAAACCUAUUCAUACUCUUAGCAGCAUUUAAAGUUAUUUUACCAAGAAACAUGUAGGAAAUAUUAAAUGUUCAUGUUACAGCCCUUUAGCAUAAAUACAGUAUGCACAGAGAUGUAAAUUUGUUUUUAAAAAAACGUUUUUGUUUCAACACAAUAAUUUAUAUCCUUUUUAAUAGUCAAUAUUUAUUGGCAGUUCCGUAACAACAGCUUCUUCUUCUAUUAGCCAUACUAUUCCAUAGUUUUUACAAUUAAUUUGUCAGCGACCAAGACCAACUAAUCCAGUUGUACUUUUAUUACCAUUUAAAACUCGGCAUCAGCGUCCAAGUAAGGAUCUCAUCAAGGCAUCCAGAGGUGAAUAAAUGCUGGCCAGUCUGAUUGGUAACAACAGCAGUGUGUUGAGGUAUUCCCAGUUUACAGUUUGGACACUUGUAAGUUCUUCUCUGUUGAUCUUUAUAAAAUGCUGACCAUACUCACCCCUGACCUGUCUGAACAUUUCGCUUUUAAGUGUGAUCCUGCUGGGAGGAGAAGAUUCCUCUCAUCACACACGCUUUCCUGUAAGCUCCAGCCCAACCCUACACACACUUCUUUAUGUAGUCACCUAUUGCUCUUCUGAUGUUAAUGUGACAUUUCUCACCUGGACAUCAGGGCUCCACGUCUCUCUCCUGACAAAAUGACAAGAAAAUGUGAUUUAAUGAGAAUUUAGGUGCAAGUUAGACUGAUUUAUGAAACACAUUGAAAAAAAAAAAACUGUGCUACAUAUCAAGAAAGUCUUUCAUUUAAUGUCUGGGCUAAUUCAAGUCUUCUAUGGAGGCUCCUUUAAACACUUUAGCUAUUUCAAACUUAAAUUUCUCCUGCUCAUUCAUGCUCACCCACGCAUGCAGAGCAGUUGAGUUUCUCAUCUCAUCCGAUCAUGUGCUCGGAUCCAAUAAUCUGCGCUGAAUAAAUAGAAAAGCAUUCACGCCUUCUGUUUAUCAGCAUGCUCACAUAAGUGUUGCUCACACUCUCAGGCGUGAGCCACUUGCAGAUUUGUUGAAGAGGAUAAACUGCUGGACAGCCACCCGUCUGGCACAGCAAUGCUACACUGACGAGACGGCGUCCGCAUCAAUAUGUGUCUGAAUGUGCUUUCACCUUGGUCUCCUCUUUUUUUUUUUCUCCUGGUUGCGUUGAGCUGUAACUGUCAGGCCAGACAAAGUUUUACUUCAGGGUUUUUGAAGUAAAACGUGGAGUAGUUGGAGGUCUUACAGACACAAACGACUCCAAGAGAGGAAACAGUUUUUUAUCUACACCAGAGGCCAUGUCUGCAGCUCAAGUUUCGGUGCUGAUAUUUCUUCUGAAUUAUGUCGGAUCUUUUCACGGGAUAACCACUCAAGCUGGAUUCAAAUCAAGCCCAGAAAACCGGACUGGUUUCUCUGAGCCAACCGUGAGAACUUUCCCUGCUUCACACAUACAUGAUGGACACAUAAAAGCUUUACUACAAACCCAGAACAUUGUGGAAACAAUGUCUAUAAGCUCAACCAGUGGAGAUGGCGACAAACCAGACAUUGAAAGAGACAAAGAUUAUGAAGGCAGGAAUCCUGAACCACAUCCUGUGUCUUUGACUGAGGAGGAGCUUUUUAAAUCUGAUGUGGAGAACCAGGGGAGUCGAUGGAGCUCUGAAGACAAGACCAGGAGUCCGACUCCAGGGAAACAUCAGUAUGAGUUUCAUGCAGUCGAUGGCAGCUUCACAAGUGGUAUUGUGUCUGUCGCAGACAGUGUUGAGGCGACUCUCUCAAGCCCUGAUAUUCAAUCUGAGAAUCCCACAGAAACAAUCAUGACAGAAGUUUUUUCUAACAGACCGCAUGUUGCUCCCACUUCUACUUCUGUUUCCACCACUGAAUCAGGCCCUCUUGUCUCCAGCUCACUCCUCUCAUAUAAGAGUGGAGGAGACAUGAAGGAAGUAAGAAAGAAAUCACCAUCAUCACUUAUCACAUUGCCACUUUUUGCAGGCACAACCUCAUCCCCAGAAGACUGCAGAGCGAAACAGGAGCAGGAACAAAAAGAAAAGGCAGAAUCAAAGGAUUUAUCUGCACCUCAGAAAGAUCCAGCUUCAAACCUGACCUUUAUUACUAGCAGAAUAUUAAAGGGAGAAGAACUGAACACUACUGACUUUGACGCUAAGUUGGAUAAUACUUCAGCCAGUGAGAGAAGGGAAAAAGUAAAAAUGGGUAAUCAUCUAGAAGCUGUUUAUCCUAAAGUGAAUGCAACACAACUUCCACAAGCAGGAGGAAAUGAAAGUGCAGAUACAGAUUAUGGUGAUGAAGAGUUAAAGAGGGAGGAGGAAGAUUUGAAACAUCCAACAAUGGAAGCUACAGUAUUUGACAAUGAGGAUGUCAAACCUCACCAUCAGUCCUCAUCUGAUUUAAUCUUUAAUUCUGGAGUCAAAUCCCAGACUGAAACGCCACAACAGGCUGCUCAAGCAGCCAAUCAGGCCUCAGACAUCAAAUACAGAGAAGUACAGGCAAAACCCAGACCAGGAAUCAGAGGUCAAAGGGGACAGCAGGGUUCACCAGGAUUACCAGGGCCACCGGGAACUAAAGGAGACAAAGGCUACCAAGGCGUCAUGGGCAGGACCGGACAGACCGGAUACAGAGGCCCAGUUGGGCCACCUGGGAUGUCCGCCAUUGUUGUGUUCAAAACCUCUGAAGACGAGUGGGAGGCUUUCAAGGAAAAAAAAAUCUACAAGAAGCUUGUAUCUUCUUGGCCGAAACGUAAAGGACCUCCAGGCCCACCUGGACUUCCUGGAGAAGAGGGACCAGUUGGGCCACCAGGUAUUGCUGGGAAGCAAGGACCAAAAGGAGUUCCAGGGAAAACUGGGAGACCAGGACCACAAGGUAUGCCGGGUCCACAGGGUCGACCUGGAGAAGACGGCACCCCAGGACGAGAUGCUGAAUCAGGCCCCACAGGCUUCCCUGGAGAACAGGCACUGACGCUCACAAACAUAAAGUUUCUGGAUUGUGUUUUCGCUUUUCCACAUAAUAAGUAGAAAAAUGCUUUGGCACACUGGAAAAGCUGCUGUGAAAUGAUAAAUAGUUACAGUUAAUUGUGUUACAUGCACAGU